CACCAACUGCCACGAUGAUCAGCUCUCGCCCAAUAGGUAUAGCGUUUGAGGGCGACUACCGCCAUUUGACGAAGACCCCAGGCAAUAGAAUGCUGAAAUCACGAGGUGCACUCCAGGAGAAUGUUGGCCGCCACGUACCCGUCACAGUCGAUGGAAAAGCGAAGAAAGCUGCGUUGCAACAAGCUCCGUUUUACCCAAAUACAUUGCAACCGCAGAAGAUCCUGAAAGGUCAUGAUGGACCAACCAAAUCCAAGGGAAAGGAACCGGUCAUACUCGCACCCUCUCGACCUCUGGGCGACAAAACGCCCUUUCCUAACCGCGUUGCCAACCAUGCCACACCAUUGCAAAUGACAAAGCCCAUUUUUGAUGUCACACCCGGUGCACUUCUUCGCCCAAGUUCCGCACGAAAACAUGUUAGACUUCCCCGCAGCGCCAGCAACAGCUUUCAGACACCACUUACUGGUGGAAACCACUGGGAUGUUAGUGAUAUAGACAUUAAUCCAGAGGUCGUAGCGGCGCCCAAUCAAUCGAUUGAAGAAGAAGACUACGAUGAAAUCGAGUACAUGCCUCCGAAGCUACCUGAAAUGCCAUACGAACCUCCAUUUGAACUUCCGGAUUAUAAAGAAGUCGGGAGAACCCUCCUCGCUCUUACCUACUCCUACCCGAUCGACGAUAUACCGACACAUGUUACAUCCAUGGAAUUCACGUCAGCUGAACCUGACGACAAUUUUUUUGCCCUAGGCAAAUUAUCUCUCCCCCAUCUCGAUGAUGAUAGUCUAUUCUCGCAGGCCAAUUCUGCACCGAAGCCUGGGCCCGAGGUGGCUCGAGUUCCUCCGUCAUCGAAGAACACUACUCGCUCAACUCGAGUUACAGCAUCGAGAACUAUUCGCGCCGCAUCCGCAGUAGGUCAUUCGACUACGGCUGAUACCUCCCGUCCAAGAUCUGGCCCACAAACUGUUUCUCGUCCUGCCGUUACGCGUCCAGGUAUGACAACUUCCAAGCCAGCGACCCGCGCAACAUCGAGUGCCACGGUCGUGAGGGGAAAUACGUCUAGAACACCCUUAACGCGUGCGCCCUCGACAACUGUAUCUCGAGCGCCUUCCACCACCGUGAUGACGAGGACGCGUCCCGCAAGUGCAUUAGCCACUGGUAUCAAACCCCAAGCAGGUCCGGCAAGUGGGAAAUUUGGAGCGCAACUGAGGGCAAGUGCACAUGUGAAGAGUGGUAUGUCGACGAAGAAGACAGUUCAAGAAAUCGGGAUUGUCUUUGGGGAUAGUUUGCAAGAAGAAGAAUUUAGGUUUAGCGUCUAAGUUUGUGAAUUUUUGCUUAGAUUCCGUACACAAUACAAAUUAGUUUACUGUCUACAUGUAAACAUAACUUAAGUUGUAUGCUAGUUGUAUCAUAGCCCAUCGUCUUGAAGCACAC
Suillus plorans is the source of this 1425-nucleotide messenger RNA. RefSeq lists its product as uncharacterized. NCBI's taxonomy places the organism in Eukaryota, Fungi, Basidiomycota, Agaricomycetes, Boletales, Suillaceae. Bases 15 to 1310 code for a protein of 431 amino acids. The record is from RefSeq and is a predicted model, not a curated record. The transcript has 4 exons.